CCUCCCUCCGGCCCCCACCAUCUCCUCCCCGCGAUCCCGCACACCUCAUCUCACCGCAUCGCGCAUCCUCCUCCCUCGAGGGGAAAAGCGACAGAGCCGCACCCACGCCACACACGAGAGCCACCACUCGGCCAGCGGGCACACCACACGCACAGGAGCGACGAGAGAGGACCGGCAUUGGCUCCAAUUGAAGCUUCCCGAUCCAGAUCCGACCCCGCGGGCCCGUCCCCGGCCGCCCAGCCGGAUCCCCGGCGGCGCCGCGGCGGCAUCGGUUUGGCCAGUGCUCCGGUGACCCCUUGUGCGGGGCGGAAAGGGGUUCGCCGCGGGGCGGUCUGAGAUGGAGGACCUGCUGGACGCCGAGAUCGGCAAGAACGACUACGACUGGCUUCUUACACCGCCUGGGACGCCCCGUGUUCCUGCUCUGGAGGUUGCUCAGAAAAUACCAUCCUCAAAUAUAUUGCCUAAGCGCACCCUCACUAGAUCUUCCUCAACUACAAGAGCAUCAAGGCUUUCGGUGUCUCAAACAGAGAAUGGACAUUCUGCAGUUCCCACUAGACCAGCAAGAAGUAACUCUGUAACCCGCCCUUCUAUCCAAUCAACUCUCAUGUCAAGCAAUAACAGGACAUCAGUUCUCAGCGCAAGUAUUUCAUCUGUCAGUUCAAGACCUACAACCCCAAGUAGGCGAAGCAGCACCAUUGCUGCGCCAAAACAAUUGGUGCCAGCUUCACGUCCAGUUCCAGCAAGGUCAUCUACUCCUGUUAAACCUCGUCCAUCUACACCAUCCAAAACUCGCCCGUCUACUCCUGUGAAAACUCAUCAAGCAACAUCUAACUCUGCAACUGACGCAGCUGCUGGCAGGACCACAGCCACCCAAAGUUCAAGGCCAUCGACUCCAAAUUCUCGGUCUCGAAUUAUGUUGAAUUCCUCUUCAGGUUCUAUUCCUGCAAUGAGCCGCCCAAGUCCAUCCAUAGGUAUCAUUCCUGCAACGAGCCGCCCAGGCGCUUCCUCAAGUAAUGGUCAUGGGACAAGCCAUCCCACCUCAUUGUCUUCUGGUACAGUUCCUUCAGUCAGUCGCUCCAGCUCACGAUCAUCUACACCUACACGUCAGCCUGCAGUGCGUUCAUCGACCCCAGCUAUGGGCCGUUCGCCUUCUUUUGGACGCACUUCUAGUAGCAAUAGCUUGACGACAUCUAUGAACCGACCUGCAGCUAGUAGUGGCCGAAGUUCAGCACCGUCAUCAGCUCCAUCAUCCCGUCCAAGUUCCCCAGGUCCACGACCCCGAGCUCCAGUGCGCUCACAUGACAUUCCUUCAUCGGCUCCAGCAUCUCGUCCAAGUUCCCCAGGUGCACGACCCCGAGCUCCAGUGCGGCCACAUGAUACCCCUUCAUCAGCUCCUUCAUCUCGUCCAAGCUCCCCAAGUCCACGACCCCGAGCUCCGGUGCGGCCACUUGAUAUCCCUGAUUUCCCAAAUGAAACACCACCAAACCUAAGGACAAAGCUACCUGAGCGACCACUAUCUGCUGGUAGAUCACGCCCUGGAAUGGCUUCAGGAAUAAGAUCAAACCCACAUGCUGAACAGUUAGCUGCCUCGGCUCCUGCAAAAAAGCUCUCCGUGCCUGCUGCAAGUCGUAAUAAGUUUUCAGAUCCACCAUCAAAGGCGCCUUCUCGCUCCAAUGGACACCAAAAUAGGCAGUCUGAAAGGCCCGUUGUUGACAGUCAAGCUACUAGGACUGCACGGACUGGUGCAGUUGCAGGCGAUAAUGGAUUCGGGAGGACAAUUUCAAAGAAUUCACUUGACAUGGCAAUCAAGCACAUGGACAUUCGGCAGAACUUGGGUGGCAUCCGUGGCGCAUCCCUGUUUCCCCACAGCAUCCGCUCGAGCGCCGGCAAGGCCCGCCCGGUCCGAAUGUCUGACCCCGGGCAUCCCACCUCGAACGGUGACCACCGGCACUACGCCGACAACGGCAGCACCAACGGGCACUUCUUCUCGGGCGACUCGUACGGGGCCCUGUCGCGCAACGGAGGCAGCUCGACGGACUCGCCGGAUCGGGGAAGCUUCGGGACCAAGGAGACGUCCCUGAGCGAGCUGGACAUCUACGGGAGCUCGCGGUACGAGGCGAUGCUGCUGCGCGGGGAGGACGUGAGGAACACGAGCUGGCUGCACGGCGGGUUCGACGACGACAAGCCCGACCAGAGCCCCCUGUUCGACCACCGGUUCGAGCCGCUCCCGGAGCCCUUCAGCCCCUUCUGACGCCGACGGCCGCCUCCCUGCCUCUGUAUGUAAAGUCUGUCCCCGGUGAUCACCUGAUUCCCCACGUUCCUUCGUGUUGUGUUGCAAGAUGUGUAGUAUGUAUGCCCUUGUUGGGCCGAAAUGGAUAGGGCUCCGGGUUUGUGUAACUUAAUUUGUUGUUGCCUAGAGGCCGGAGAGUUGGUUUUUCUUCACAGAAGAUUGUUGUUGUACUGAAAAUCGAAAAAGUACAGAUAGAUACUUGAUGAACAGUAAAGAGCAUUUGUGAGUUGUUGUAA
Triticum urartu is the source of this 2526-nucleotide messenger RNA. RefSeq lists its product as uncharacterized. Gene Ontology annotation, cellular component: cortical microtubule. The record is from RefSeq and is a predicted model, not a curated record. NCBI's taxonomy places the organism in Eukaryota, Viridiplantae, Streptophyta, Magnoliopsida, Poales, Poaceae. Gene Ontology annotation, biological process: cortical microtubule organization.